Messenger RNA from Alternaria atra, 567 nucleotides. RefSeq lists its product as uncharacterized. The record is from RefSeq and is a predicted model, not a curated record. Lineage: Eukaryota; Fungi; Ascomycota; Dothideomycetes; Pleosporales; Pleosporaceae. The transcript has a single exon. The coding region runs from base 1 to 567 and encodes 188 amino acids.
AUGGCAGCCCAAUCCGCAAUCAACUGGCCGCAGCACUUCCUCCCCGGCACAACAGACAACUUCGUCUCAAAUGAACGCAUCGCUAAAGACCUGACCAGCACGCAAAUCUGGGCCUUGCUAGCCAACAUCUCAAAAUGGGAAUCUUACUACAAGAACUGCGCUCAAAUCACGCCCCCGUCAUCAGACAGCACCUUCCUCCACAAAGGCGACGUUUUCAAGUUCAGCACUUUUGGCUUCCCACCGCUGACCUGCACGGUUGAGGAAUCGGAGCCGCCGGAGAGUAACGGGCGCGCUGGAAGGUUGGCAUGGAGUUCCAAGACGCCGGAUGGGUUAGAGAUUUAUCACGCGUGGGUUGUGGAGGAUUUGGAGGGUCAGAGGGUGAGGAUUUUGACGCAGGAGAGUCAGAUCGGGCAGGUGUUCAAGGAGUGGGAGGAACAGAAGCCGAACAAGAUGCUCUUGGGACAUCAGGAUUGGUUGGACGGGCUAAUCACGGCGGCAAAUGGCAACAAGGUUAAAGGAACCAACUUGGAGGCGAUCAACUUCCCUGUAAGACAACUGGAUUCUUAG